CAGGCAAUCCGGCACCUGGGGGACAAAGUUGUACUUCAUUAUCAUACCCAGCUAAGAGUGGACUUAUAAGCAUGUCGUACUCAACAAAACCGUUGCUAGUCGUCACUGUAGGAAUUUUGCUUUUCGUGAAUUCUGUUAUUUUGUCCGAUUCAGAUUUUGACGUGGCGUUCACAUCACCAUCUCCCUCUAACUUCAUCAAGCUUACCAUCGAUAAACAGUUUGUGGACCUUUCGGUCUGCCUGUGGUUAAAGAAUAAAGAUGUCUCUAGUUCUACUGUCCAAGGCCUGGUUACCUACAAGAAUAGUUUGGGUCAGUCGUUCAUGACGAUGCUGAAUACAACGGCGUCUAUUAGCAUAUUCCAGUACAAGGACGCUAGCGGAAUGGAACUGCCCUCAAUAGUGACUAAGGCUCACGUCGGAGAUGGCGCUUGGCAUGAUGUUUGCUUCGUUUGGGAUCACGCAGUCGGCUCGCUGAAGACGUUCACGGCUGGAAAGCAAGACAAUUUUCACAUCUUUAUGGCUUGGGCAGAGGGUUUAGUGAUCAACGGUGGAGGGUGCCUUGUGAUCGGUCAACUCAGUCCAUUCAGUGGCACUUGCGAUAAUCUGUCAGGCAGUUUCAAGGGCGACAUCUCGCGCUUGAACAUCUGGGAUAGACCGCUGACUUUAUUAGAAGUCAGGCGCAUGUUCCUUGAAUGCAGUACCAAGGCCGCUCCACCAGCGCACGUAGUGACCUGGGAACGAGCGACGAUAACAUUCGGGAUACAAAACUAUGUGGACGUCGUGGACACCAGUGUAACAUGUGACCGCCAAAGUUUGCGUGGAUUCUUCGCACAGCUUCGAGGGGGGCGAUGUCCCGGUCACGUGAUCAGACAAGUGGAAGCCCCGGAUAUAAUGACGUGUGCCCAUCAUUGCCUUAGCAACCCUAACUGUAAAUCAUUCAACGCUGUCCGGCGGUUUCCCGGAAGGCUGAUGUGUGAGCUGUUGGAAGAUGGUGUGAAGGGCGAGGCUUGCACGGCGGAGUUUACACAAGAGAGCGAUCAUUAUUAUAAGCCAGACUUUAUGUGAGAAUAAAAAUGCGUAUACUCCCUGCGCUCUGGGGCACCCCAAAUGCGCUUUAUGAGCUAUAACCACACCAAAUUUAUUAAGUUGUAUUUCACAGUUUCCCCUUUUUGGCAGAUGUCUUAUUGGGGGGGGGGGGGGUGAAUAGGGUUAUGUAAAUCCGCCGAUCCGAUACAUUUUCGGGGCAAAUCCGUGGAUCCACAGAUAUUUUUAGAUCCGCAUGGUUUGACAGAUAACUAAUAGCAACGAUUGAAAUUAAUUUAAAAUCCGAAAUUAGACCGUCAAAGCAGUCGGAAUCCGAAAUCCGCGCCCAAAUUGUUAAAAAAAAAAAAAUCAAAAUCAAAAUCCGUAAUCCGUGAACAUUUCGUAGCCGAAUCUGCCGAUCCGCGAACCUAUUCACCCCCCCCCCCCCCCCCCUUAAUUAAUCCAUCGUGACGAAAUAUACGUUUAAUGUUAUUAUUGAUUAUUAGCUCUGGGUCGGAAAUAGUAUUGCCAUCAUAGCAUUGUAAACCUUUAUCAGGAUAGAAAAAUCUAGCUAAGAUAAGUAGAAACACGUAGCAACAAAUAAGAGGUAUUUCCUUAUUAAAGAACGCUAGACUUUAAGACUGACUUUUCGCAUUAUAUAUGUAUACAAUUUAUAUAUUUGUUUGCGCACCCAAACUCAAUAAAUACUGUUUCCUCCA
Nematostella vectensis (starlet sea anemone) is the source of this 1741-nucleotide messenger RNA. RefSeq names its product neuronal pentraxin-2. Bases 72 to 1064 code for a protein of 330 amino acids. The transcript has 5 exons. NCBI's taxonomy places the organism in Eukaryota, Metazoa, Cnidaria, Anthozoa, Actiniaria, Edwardsiidae. The record is from RefSeq and is a predicted model, not a curated record.